AAACGAGGGACCGGAACUACGCGUCUUCACGGCCGCCAUCUUGACGCCGUUUCCAGACAAGAGGGAGUAGGAGGGGGGAGAAUAACGGGAGCUGGGACGCAGUGGAAAUUAAAUCAAACGGAGGGAAACGCGGAAGGAUGCGACGCGUUGAACGGGCCGGGUUCAUGUGAGGAGAAGCCACUGGAGAACAGGAAGUCUGUGAUGAAGAGGAUCCCCACCCGCGUACUGGACCCCCUGAUCCACGAGACGAGCUUAGUUUAAAGUCCACAAAACCAGAUUGGAAAAGCACCAACUUAAACAUAUACACCCGUGCUGCUGAAAACAUGGCCAACAUGUGCCCGUACGGGUUCUUCACCCACGCCGUGGUCCGGGGGAUCCCGGAGACCUUUGGGAAGACGGCGGCCGGGGGUCCCGAGGACGGCGAGGUCCCCGUGGACCUGGCCAAGGCUCAGCGGCAGUUCGGGUGCCUGACGGGAGCCCUGAGGCAGAAGGUGGGCCUGCAGCUGAUCGAGAUCCCCCCUGAGCCCGCGCUGCCGGAGAGCUGGAGGAUGGAGGAUGUGGCCGUCGUCCAGGGAGACACGGCGCUCAUCACCAGGCCCUUCAAACAGCAGAGACGCGCUGAGGCGGAGGCGGUGAGGCGGGUGAUGUCGGAGCUCAACCUGACCGUGGUGGAGAUGGGGGCCGAGGAGGGCGGCUCAGGCGGGGCCACGCUGGAGGGCAGCGACGUCCUCUUCACGGGCAGGGAGUUCUUCGUGGGCGUCUCCUCCCACACCAACUGCAGAGGAGCCGAGGUGCUGGCGGACACUUUCAGGGACUUCGCCGUCUCCACGGUUCCCGUCUGCGGAGGAGCUCGGCUGAAAAACAUCUGCUCCAUGGGAGGCCCAGACACCAUCAUCUUCAGCAGCAGUGAGGGAGCCAAGAAGACGCUCAGGAUGAUGGAACAGCUGACCGACCACCAUUAUGAAGUGCUCACUGUCCCAGAGGAAUCUGCAGCAAACUGCGUCUACAUCAAAGGUCCGUCUAAGCGGCACUUCCUGCUCCACCGGCCGGCAGAGGAAUGUCCCGACGGCGUCUCUGCCUUCCAGAAGCUGCAGGACUACACCCUGCUGCCGACAGCCUGCAGCGAAGCCGCCAAGCUCGGAGCGUCCUUGUCCUCGCUCUGUCUCCUCGUCAACAGGAAGCACACGUAUUUCUGAAGACUCCCCUGCUGACGGCCCAGUAUGGUGUAGAGGGGCCUGUGCAACAGUUGCAGGCAAAGGCAGAUUCUUGGCAUGAAAGGUGCAGCACGCUUGUUUCUUCACAAAAUACUCAUAAAAUCUUGGAAGUCAGCUGGCGUUGGGCUGUUUUGAAUUUAUGACUACGUUUCCACUUUCUGCAGAUGCAAGUGAUCAGAUGGGGAAAAAACUGACAUAGUAACAGUAUAAACAUACAAUGUUAUUCUGCAGACAUACUGUAAAUAGAAUGUAAUGUAGACCAGGGUGUGAACUAAAACCACAGGAGAUGGUGGGUCCUAGAUUUAGCCAUUACAUCACUUUCAUAAACAUUAAUUGUUAAUGCAAGAUAAGACAUGUAAUGGUUAGAAUAACCAGAGAUUUUGUUCCUUGUACUUGGUGUUGCACAGCUUUGGUACAGGGAUGUGGUCGGGAGGAGCCAGGAACUAUGCAUCCUGCUGUUCACCUAUUUUAUAAGAAACACUAUGACUUAUGGUUCCUUUAUAUCUGCAGAUUUCUGUACCGCUUUCACCUACUACAUGAAGUACUUUUGCUAAACAGAAAAUAUUGCUAAUACAACACAUCAAAUCUUUACCAGUGUAAUGUAACUAAAUGUUUUAGCUUUUGUGUACUUAAAGUCUGCUUACGAGAGUGCACCUCAAUAAUGGUACAAAGUAACAGCACCAUCACUUGAAGUGGAAUUGUACUGAGUUGGUUUUAGCAUAGUUGACCUAUUAAAAUAAAUGAUCAGCCCAGGAGCCCACAUCCACUUCUUAUGAUUUGUGGUAUAUAAACUGACCAAAAUAAACCAUGUGCAACACA
Molecule: messenger RNA, 2033 nt
Organism: Betta splendens (Siamese fighting fish)
Lineage: Eukaryota; Metazoa; Chordata; Actinopteri; Anabantiformes; Osphronemidae
Gene: ddah2
Product: dimethylarginine dimethylaminohydrolase 2
Exons: 6
Coding region: 324-1196 (290 amino acids)
Biological process (GO): arginine metabolic process; positive regulation of nitric oxide biosynthetic process
Molecular function (GO): dimethylargininase activity; amino acid binding
Source: RefSeq, a predicted model, not a curated record